Messenger RNA from Mercenaria mercenaria, 6128 nucleotides. RefSeq lists its product as uncharacterized. Bases 50 to 5482 code for a protein of 1810 amino acids. NCBI's taxonomy places the organism in Eukaryota, Metazoa, Mollusca, Bivalvia, Venerida, Veneridae. The transcript has 2 exons. Gene Ontology annotation, cellular component: nucleus. The record is from RefSeq and is a predicted model, not a curated record.
GUUAAUAUUGCUCCGGAUGUGGUGUAAAAGAUAGACUGAACACAAAGACAUGAUGAGUUUACUUUCACCAAAGAUGACGGCAAAACGACCGUCUGCAGCAGACACGAUUUUCCCGCCAAAGAAGCGAGCACUUUAUGAACACAUGAAGCUUCAUGGGAUUGAUAAAUUUACAACCAAUGGGAUCACAGCAGAUGGUAUCCUAGGUUAUCAAGAAAAUGUAGGCAUGUAUGGGAUGAAAAUUCCAGUAAACAUAGAAAUAGCACAGUCUGAAAACUUCUCCCGGUCUAGAAGUGACUCUUUACACUCACACGUGUCGUCGAAUAGUGAUAACACAGAAACCGGAUCAGUCGGAUCUCGAGAAACUUCUCCGUGUACCAUCCAGUCUAUGUUUGACCAUCAUACUCCUGAAAGAAAUCCAAUUACCUCCCUUGAUGGUUUAAAACCAGACAUUUCCAAACCUCUUUUUCCGCCCAGUGACAGUGAUAAUUCUACGGUGGGCAGUGACGGCCAUUUAAGUCCAGAUAAUUCAUUGUAUGGAGAGCAAGAAGAAACUAAAUCAGAUAAAUAUGAAAGGGAAGUAACUCAGAUUGAUAGUGAGGGGCAGACAGAUUUAAAUAGCAUUCCAGAAAACACUGUUGAAACAUUCCAUAAAAAUGAAGCUAGUAAAAAUGAUUCAUUCCAAAAAGAGAACAUUCCUGACAUGGGACAUGGAGAAUUGAAGGAAAAUGGAACAUCUUGUCGUGUUGAACAAGCACGUAAUGAUGAAUAUAUGGGUCCGAUGGUAUCACUGUUGAAUCGCUUUAAUGCUGAAGCUGUUCAGAACAAUAUAGGUGUAAAGAUAAAGGAACAAUUCUCAUUAGAGAAAAUGAGAAACAUUGUGCCGUCAAAUUUAUCAACAAGACAAAGCGCCAUUGGGAAUUACCCUCAUCAGCAAUUGGAAUCCUUGGAUGACAUUCAAAAUAAUGUAAAAACGUAUAUUGUGACCAAUAAAGUAAACAAAGCUCCGAUUGAAAAGAGAUACUGUCAUUUGUGCAAUAAGGAAUUUGCAUCAAGGGCUAAUCUGCAAAGUCACAUGAAAGUACAUGAAAACAAAUCGAUACCGUGCUGGGUGUGUAAAGAAACAUUUCAGACCGCUGAGAAUCUUAAUGUGCAUAUGAAGAUUGAACACAAGGGAGAGAAUCCAUACAAAUGUGAGCACUGUUCAAGGGAGUUCACUCAGUUCAAUAACCUCAGACGACAUAUGCGAGUUCAUCGGGAAAAAGUUUUUAAAUGUAAUUUGUGUAAUCGCGAAUUUAAUGAGGAAUUUUAUCUAAAAAUGCAUAUGGGGACACAUACAGGAAAGCGCGUGUACAGUUGUGGUGUUUGCGGUGCAAGUUUCCCAUCCAGUCACGAUCUCAAAAUGCAUGUAAAAACACAUUCUCCAUCUUUGCUUCAUACAUGUGACGUAUGUGGAAAGUCUUUCAGUAAAGCAUGUGUGUUACGGCAACAUAAAAAGGGGCAUUCAGGGGAGCGUCCCCAUAAGUGUGACAAAUGCGAAAAAACGUUCAUACAUCGUCAUCAUCUCACUAUGCAUAUGAAAUCUCAUGUUGACGAGAAACGUCUAAGUUGUGACAUUUGUCAGAAAGAGUUCUCACAACACAGUCAUCUAUAUAAACAUUUAAGGGCUCAUGAAGAGAUGAAAAAGUAUGGCGUUGAUCUAGAAUCUGUUCAGAAGGUGAAAAAUGAUAACCAUGCAAGUGUGGAGAAAAAGAAUGUUACCAAAGAUCCAAGUAUCGUUUCAAGACCAAUGCCAAAGGUUGUUCUCAAUACUGAUAGUGCUUCAUUGAAUGAUGGAGAAGCGGAAAAAAGUGACAGACCAGUAAUUACAAAUGUUUUUCCAACAAGUGGUAAAACAACUAAACAGAGAAGACGUAACGUUUCGCAGCAUUCUCAGCUUCAGAAUUCUCGUCCAGUUCACACUUCAUCGCCAUCUCCUGACCAUAACAAACCCCUGCCAUCUUUGUCACAAACAUUCAGUCAUCACUUAGGUAGAUAUCCCAGCAUGCCGUAUGGUCAAAGCAUUCCCCACAAUUACCUGCCUGGUUCCCCAGCUCAGCCAUUCUCACCAUUAUACAACCCUCUGCUCAGAAAUGGGGUACCAGCAGAGCUACAUGGGUACCAGUCUUAUAAUCAUUUAUAUAGAAACUAUUCAGAACAGGUGCAGACGUACUAUAACAAUAUGUACAUGAUGAACUACCUCUCCCAGAAUGCAUUGCUUCAAAAAACUCAAGGUGAAGGUCAGAAUUCCCAGAAUGCAUUGCUUCAGAAAACUCAAGGUGAAGGUCAGAAUUUUAAAAAUGGCGAAGAUAACCAGCUUGAAAAACUCAGUGAAAGUAGAAAUAUGCCUAGCUUAAAGCAAAAUCCCGGUUUAUUGCAGCCAAAGGUUAUAAAAGGAAUUGAAAGUCUGGAAAGAGAGAAAGCUUAUAAUGAGAAAGAUGAAAAGUCUGAAUUUGAAAAUGUUGCAUCAGAAAAUGAAGAACAUAGUGACUUGGAUAUUGUAAAUGAAAUAGAUGAUCAUGAAAAGGAAAACAGCCAAGAUAUAAACAAAGAUAUUGAAACUAAUAGUAAAGACAAUACUGUUUUGUCAGAGGAACAUGAAAUUGCUCAAGAAUUGUUGAAAAUGUCUGCAGGGACUAAAAUGAUAGAAUCAGAUGUAGGUGGGAAAAGUGUUCAGUUAACGAAAGAAGCAGAGAUUCCUGUGAAAGACAAUCAGAUAAAUGGAAUGAAGUUCACACAUUGUAUUAAUGACAUUAUUGAAAGGACUGUAAGAAAUUGUAAUAAGUUGCCAGGAAACAUUCACGUUUUAAAUUCUCAAAAUAUUGCAAAUGAGCAGUCCAAUUUCAGUCCAUUUCACAGUGUUUCAAAGUCAGAUGAACAUCUACAGGUGACUAUUCCAAAAUCUGUUGAACAACUGUUUCCAGUAGCAUUUUCAACACGCCAAUAUGGGGAAUAUUGUUCGGGACCCGAAGAAUCCCAACGAGAUUUAAAAGCAAGAUUAACAGAUGUGAAUAAAAUUGGUGAUUGUCAGACAAGCCCACUUCAAAAACUGAAAAUGUUUGUGACAUCGGAAGAGAAAGAUUUUAACAAGAUUGAGUCAGAAGUAGAUGAAAGUAGAAAAUAUGAUUCACUGUUAAAUAGUUACAAAACGGACAAAAUUGAGCAACGACUUGAAGCUGCGAACAAAGAGGAUUAUUAUCAUGAGAAGUCCGAUCAACUUUUAGAAACUGGUGAAAAUGUAGGUAAACCAAUGAAAUCAAAUAAUGAUGAAGUUAAUAAAGUGCAUAGUGAAGCAAAGAAUGUUGACACUAGUUUAGAAGUAAGACUUGAAAAGAUAAGACAGUUUGCUGACAUUGGAAAGAGGUUAGGGAGAUCAGUUAAUAAAAAUGAAAUUGUAGGAAAUAGAGAAAACGAGGUGACUACUGAGCUUUUUGAAGGACAGGAAGAUAGUUUUGUAGAUGGUGGAAAUGAAAUCAGGGAGAUGGAAAAUCAUAAUGAUGAAAUUAGGGAAGACAAUCCAGUUGAUGUUGUUACCACUGUUGGUUAUUUUGAUGAUAGUCUUGAAGAUAGACAGCUUGAAAUUGUUGAGAAUGCGAUUAUUAGAGAUGAAGAAACUGGAAAACAAAGUCAAUUGAAUGCAACUGAAAAGGAAGAAGAAAGUGAUGGAAAGUUGAAUACCUCAGCAUCAGAACGGUAUGUUUUUACAGAAAAUGAAUUUUUGAGCCAUAUUUCUCAGAUGAAUGAUGUAAUUGAGGAAAAUGAUGUGGGUAAUGUUAAAGCUACAGAAGAAAUUAGUGAUGAAAAUGAAAUAGAUCGAAAAAUUGUAGAUAAAAUUAUAGUUGAAAAUAAAGAAAAUCUUUUUGAUCCUGUAAGAAGUCACAAAAUGAAUGCUGGAAUGAAUGAUAGUGUUUUUAACACAGGUGGAAAACAAGAUUUCAAUAAGUCAAACGUUGAAAAUUAUAGAAUAGGACCAUAUGUGAAAAGUUUAGAUGAAAAUAAUUCUGAAUAUGAAGCAGUUGAUCUAAGGACAGAGGUAAAAUCAGAUGAAUCUAAAGUAAGUGAAGACAGUCAUAGUGAAAAUGAUGCUUCAAAAAGAGUUGAACAAGAAAACAUACCAAUGGACUUGAGUAUGAGUGGAAAAAGAAAACGUGAAUCGGGUGACCAAAUUGAAAGAAUGGAAACAAAUAAAGUAGUUGGUUCUCCAGUCUCAUUAACUUGCGGGCUGUGCUGGAGGACAUUUGAAAGUGUUCAACUGCUGGAGUCACAUCAGAUAGAGCAUGCAAAAAAUAUUGGAAAUACUUGUAACAUUUGUAAGAAAUCUUUCACAGGUGCGUUUGAACUUCAGUGCCAUAUGUUGAAACAUAGAAACAUUAAGACGUCCAUCCUGAACAAAGUGAAAUCUUACGUGAGUAGAAAGUCUGAAAUUAAUGAAAACCUUGAAUCGAGUUUGAUUGAAAAUGUUAAACAUGCUCAUAGCUUGAAUGUGAUCGAAAGGGAAAGUUGUGAAAUUUCACAAAGUGAAAUGAAAAACGAAAGAAGUGAAAUGGGAGAAACGCAAUACUGUUGUCAAUUCUGUGACAAGACUUUCGACCAGUCAGAAGAAUGGGUUGAACAUCUUAAAACCCAUAAUGCAACAGAUAAACCGUACACUUGUAACAUUUGUCGUCGAGGGUUUACGCAUAGGCAUAAUCUGAACCGCCACAAAAUGUCGCACAAUUCGAAGUCGUACCAAUGCAAUAUAUGUAACAGAUCAUUUAAGGAAGUCUUUUACCUACAGAUGCACAUGAAGGCCCACGAUGAAGAAAAUUUUCAUAAAUGUCAAAUAUGUGGACAAAAUGUACGAAAGUCAGAAAUAUGGCAACACACUAGUCAACAUCUUGGGAAUGUGUCGGAAAAUCCAACAUAUCAGCAGAUCGGAAACAGAGUUCAAGAAAUUCUCCAUGAGCAGAAUUUAAACACGAAUGAUAAUACGGCAAGUGUUAACAGUAUGGGUAAACAGUUUAACGUCCCUCAUGUAACUGAAAGUGAUACGAGGAAAAGUAAAUUUGGUGAAAAGAGUGUAAAUGACCGGCAAAGUAAUGAAGCGCUGAACUUGAAAAAAGAGAAUAUUGAAAACUGGAAUGUUCAGAGAGGUACAAAAAUAGACUCGUAUGAUGGGUAUAAUGCUUUCCCAGUUAAAGUCAAUACAGUUAAAUAUGUUUCGGUUCUUGCCGAGAGGAGACAGGAGUGCAGUUCUAGAAACUCUGGUGCAUCCGGUAACACUGGUAAAUCUACAUAUGAGUGCCAUAUUUGUAAAACAGUUUUACGUACAAAACCUGAACUGGAUAAUCAUAUGGGUAUCCACACAGGCUUGAGGCCGCACGUGUGUAAUACUUGUGGAAGGGCUUUCAAGAAGAGCAAAGGUUUAAGAACUCACGAAAAACUUCAUUUAGAACCUUCUUUUUAAAAAUUCACUAGUGUAAAAGCCAUUUGUAUUUGUUAGGUUUUGUUUACCUUUGUUUAUGGUAACACAAUCUACCCAUGAAAAUCCCUGUGACCAAACAUUGCUUUCUGGCCAGUCAGACGAAAAAAAAUUUCACCUAUAUGAUUUUAUGCAAAGAAAAUUCCCUACCUAACCAUACAAAAAAACUUCGGGUUGUUUUACCACAAACAAACAAUUUUUUAAUUACGGCCUGAAAUGAAAAAGUAAUGUUGCGGAUACAUGAGAAAAUACAUUUUAUAGUCCUUUUGUUACUACAUGUAUUUUGAACUGUUUUGUGUUCAAAAUAGGCAUUUAUGACUCUAGAUAGUCUUAAAAGUAAAUAAGUAUGCAAAAGUUGUAUUCAAAGAUCUCAUUUUUUUUCAGUGACUUCUGAACUUUUUUUUUUUUAAAUCAUCAGACUUGGUUACAAACCAGCUGCUUUUAUCCAAACUGUUAAGUUAUAUAUUUUUUAUUUUGCAUCAUAAUAUAAAGGGUUAAACAUGCUUCAUCUCAUUUCACAGACUGAAAAUUGUUGAUAUAAAUUUGCAGACAAGAUGCUCUAGUAUUUUUUUUAUAGUCUAGACAGCUGACAGGGUUCACUUAAACCAUAUUUGGCUGGCACAGUUCGAAA